CACACACAGAGACGUCAUUACUUCUUGGAUCUUCUUGACGAGCGGAAGCUACUUUUGCCCGUGUGAACUACGAUUGUUGUGUGUUGAACAAAGCAGGUAGAGCAAGAGAGAGAUGGCACGUACCAAGCAGACCGCCCGUAAGUCGACCGGAGGAAAGGCUCCGCGCAAGCAGCUGGCCACCAAGGCCGCCCGUAAGAGCGCCCCGUCCACCGGUGGCGUGAAGAAGCCGCAUCGCUACCGUCCCGGUACGGUCGCGCUGCGUGAAAUCCGUCGAUACCAGAAGUCGACGGAGCUGCUGAUCCGCAAGCUGCCGUUCCAGCGGUUGGUGCGUGAGAUUGCGCAAGAUUUCAAGACCGAUCUGCGCUUCCAGUCGGCCGCCAUCGGCGCCCUACAGGAGGCCAGCGAAGCUUACUUGGUCGGUCUGUUCGAGGACACCAACUUGUGCGCGAUCCACGCCAAGCGUGUCACCAUCAUGCCGAAGGACAUUCAGCUGGCACGCCGCAUCCGCGGCGAACGUGCUUAAGAAGCAUAUUGGAUUAGUAAUAAAAUUUUCUUAAAACACUAUAUUAUAAUUUUAAACAAAAUGAUGCAACUACCAUAUGCGUACAAUGCGCGAUGGAGGAAAGGAUGGAGGUGCAGGAGGAGGAGAGCAAAGCAGAACUUUGAUAAACAUUGAACCCAAACUUUGAUGAACCAGAACUUUGAUAAAAACACAUAACAUUGAAAAAUAAAACAUGAAAAAAAAAAAUAAAUCAGCAAAACGGAAAACGAUCGUUCGAUCGAUUUGGCUGCAUAUUUUCCAACAAGAUUCGAUCUCCCAAAUCAGCUUGAAAUGGGCAGCAAAAGAAAGAGAUGCGAUAGGUGGGUGAUGCGGAUUGCACGUAUAUGUGGCGCACAGCUCUGUCUGUCGCCAAUUGAUUGAUUGGAUUGAUUGAACCGUACAUUCAUAAGUAUUUGGAAAAAUAAAUAGGACAACGUUCGAUGUUGCAAAUUACAAUAACAUACGAUUAUCAAUAAUAUUAAAGCAAACAACAAAAAAAAGAAUACAACAAUUAUCUAGAUAUAUUCUGCAUUUCUCUUCAUCUUACAACACAAACACUAUUACUACAUUCUCGGAAACCCCGGUAUUUCAUCCCUGGGAACACAAUCAUCCUUUCUCGCUGUGUCCAACAGACCACUAAACCUGACAGAGCAAGAAAGCAUUUGAGUUGUCGUUGCCUGGGAUGGCGAGAUGCGUUUCCGAAGCAAAUUAACCGUAACCAUGCGUGUCCAGUAAAUAGUACCGGCAAUCAAUGGCUUAAUUAUAACACACAAUUAUUAGCAGUUCGUCAACCGUAUAUAAUUGAGGCCCUCCUAUUUUCACAGUAAUUCGUAAUAAAAUCUUAAUGGAAAAAUACAUUUUCUAGAUGGUUAA
Molecule: messenger RNA, 1414 nt
Organism: Anopheles merus
Lineage: Eukaryota; Metazoa; Arthropoda; Insecta; Diptera; Culicidae
Product: histone H3.3A
Exons: 3
Coding region: 113-523 (136 amino acids)
Cellular component (GO): nucleosome
Molecular function (GO): protein heterodimerization activity; DNA binding; structural constituent of chromatin
Source: RefSeq, a predicted model, not a curated record